Messenger RNA from Camelina sativa (false flax), 1158 nucleotides. The record is from RefSeq and is a predicted model, not a curated record. Lineage: Eukaryota; Viridiplantae; Streptophyta; Magnoliopsida; Brassicales; Brassicaceae.
AUGGAGAGCUACGGAGAUCUGAUCAAUAACAAUAAAGUCGUCUUGGAUGAUGGAAACUAUGGGUUUUGGAAGUCAAGGAUCAAAUCCAUCAUAGGAGGUAUUGAUCGUCUUGCUUGGAAGACUGUUCUAGAAAAGUGGGAGGAACCAACGAUCAAGGAUGAAUCAGGCAAGCGAAUUCCAAAACCUGAGGCAGACUGGACUGAUGACGAGCAAAAGAGAUCAAAAUACAACUCAAGGGCUUUAAGUGCAAUUCAUUGCAGUGUUGAGAGAAAACAGUUUGAGUUGAUUCAAGGGUGUGAAACUGCUAAAGAAGCAUGGGAUAUCCUUCAAAUUCAUUAUGAAGGUACAACUAAAGUGCAGAGUUCAAGAAAGGAUAUGUUGGCUUCUAGAUUUGAGAAUCUAAAGAUGGAGGAACAUGAGUCGAUCUCAGAUUUUAGUUCAAAGUUGAGUGCUCUAGCACAAGAGGCCUUAACUCUUGGGAAGACGUACAAGGAUCAAAAGUUAGUCAAGAAGUUUCUAAGGUGUCUUCCAUCUAGGUUCAUGGGAUACAAAAUGGCUUUAACCGUCUCACAAGAUUUAGAUAAUCUCAGUUAUGGUGAAGUAGUAGGAAUGCUACAGGCACACGAGAUGGAACUUAAUGGGAUUAAGAAACCAAAAGGAAUAGCUCUAGCAGUAAGCAAAGACCUAACUGAUCAAGGAGAAGAAGAUGCUGUGAGUCUGUUGGUAAGAAGAUUUGAUCGAGCUCUGAGAAGGAUAGAACAAGGUCAAGGUCAAAAGAAGAACAAUUCAUUCAAGAAGACAAGUGAAGACAAAAAGGCUGAUAUGCAGUGUCAUGAAUGUAAGGGAUAUGGUCAUUUUAUUCGAGAGUGCCCAACGAUCAAGUUACGAGAUGCCAAGUGCACAAUCUGUAAAGGGACUGGUCACACACAUGAGGAAUGUGUGAGUAACUCUAAAUUCAAGAAAGAAAAGUCUAUGAUUAGCAUUGAGAAUGAGUCAGAUAGUGAUAGCAACAGCGAAGAAGAACUCAUUAAUUUAGUAGCUAUGGUGGGAAUCACUGAAUUUGAGAAUGGGGAAGAAGUAACUGAUUCAGAAUCAGAAGGAGAAGAAGUUCUUGACAUUGUUCAGAGUUACAAAGAGNUAAGAAACCAAAAGGAAUAG